AUGAACGCCCUGAUCAAUGGCCUUUUCUUUCUGGCUGCAGUCCUGGCGCCUGCUGCCAUCAUUGUGGGGCUUUUGAGUCACCAUCAAGGAGGAGGCCUGGCGCUGUCCGCCCCCUUUGCCUGGCAUCCUAUCCUGAUGUCCAUCGCCUUCCCGUGCCUUAUGGUGCUUGGUCGAUGGGCCUAUGUCACCGAUCUCAUUGAAGACAAAAGCACCAGGCGAAUUGUGCACGGAAGCCUCAUGUCACUGGCGGCCUUGGUAGCACUUGGUGGUUACGUCGCCAUGUUCAAAGCCCACUGGCCCAUCAAGCAGUACUUUGGCUACAACUUCACUACGCAUAAGUGGGCAGUCCCCGCGCGGGUCAUUCAUGAUCUGAUUGGCUACGCCGUCCUAUCCCUGGUGCUCUUCCAAGCAACUAUUGGCAUGGUGAAGAUAGUAAAGCUGCAGUCGAAGAUCAAGUCGUUCACCUUUCACGGCACCCUGGGCAAG
Messenger RNA from Symbiodinium pilosum, 486 nucleotides. The record is from the annotation of a GenBank genome assembly. Lineage: Eukaryota; Dinophyceae; Suessiales; Symbiodiniaceae.